Molecule: messenger RNA, 1765 nt
Organism: Fomitopsis serialis
Lineage: Eukaryota; Fungi; Basidiomycota; Agaricomycetes; Polyporales; Fomitopsidaceae
Exons: 3
Coding region: 164-1504 (446 amino acids)
Source: RefSeq, a predicted model, not a curated record
CUUUACCGGUAACGAUGCGAACAAUGGCCCCCUUGCUCCGCCUCGUCCUGUUCCUGUCUUCUCCCAUAUCCCUCUCCCAUACUACCAUCUGCCUAUCCCACUUCUUGCACUGCCUGUCUCUACUCGACACCCUGGUCAUUUCCCCUCAUUUAUCUAAGCUAAGAUGCCGUCGGCCACCUUAAGCCCUGGGAAGCUGCGAUCGAAGCUGGACGACCGCUUCAGAGCUUUUAUGUCCCCCAGGCAGCCCACCUCUCCGAAUGCUCGAAAGCGCAAGCACCAGCAUCAGAAACCCAGAGCCGUAGAAGAGUUGACCGAGCUGCCACCGCCUCCCCCGCCACCGAAGGAGCUGAACCCCAAGGCGAGGAGACGCUACGUCGAGAGCUGGCAAGUACUCUACUCUGCCUUCGAUACGUCCGAGCUAGCGCGCACGCCGUCCCCCGACUCCUCCGUGGACAGCUACAUGGGCUCGCCACGGUCCAACCUCUUCCUCACACGGCAGUUCACUCCGUCACAAUCUAAUCUCACUGAUGUACCUGAGGACGUGUAUUCGGACGCCGGGCUGCCUUCCCCUUCUAGUGCGAACUCCAGGCCGCGUGCGGGAAAUGGCACGGGGGCAGGUGCUGCAGGCGUGCGCCCGCAGACGGUUUACACACCCACCUCACCUGCACCCUCGCGCAUCCCGAUGCUAUCCUAUCGCAUCCCCGUCGCCCGCGGGCGUGUCCCCGAGCGGCGCGUUGCCUCGACGCCCGACGAACGAGAAAUCAUCCGCCGGGAGGCGCUGCGCCGCAAGGAGAAGGAGGAGGCGCAGGCACGCCUGGAAGAGGAAGAACGCCAGGAGCGGCUCAGGCAGACGAGGGAGGCGGACAUGCGCCGCUACGAGCAGGAGGAACGCAAGCGAAAGGCGAUCCUCCAGUCGGAGCUCCGCUACGCGGCGGAGCAGCGCGCACGGAAGGAGGCAUUGGAGCGCGAGGCCGACGAAAGGCGGAAGGCUGCCUUGGAGGAAAAGAGGAGGGCCGACCGCGAGCGCCGCAUACAGGAGACACAGAAGCUGCAGGCGUGGCGGCGAGAGCAGGCCAAGCGAGCACAAGAGAUAUCUGGGAAACGCCAGGAGAUGUUGCGCAAGGUUCUGGACGAGAGGCGGGCGCUGGCCGCUCGGUUGAAGGCUGCUGCGACCACAACAGGUGGUCGCCAUGUGCUCUUGUCGGGCUGGGUCACCGUCCAGUCUGAACAGUCUGGGACGUGGAAGCGGCGAUACUAUCAGCUCGACGACGAAACGCUCUACCUGUUCAAGAGCAAAGAGGAGACCGACCAGUCCCUAGAGGCAGUCAAAUUGUCAGUCGUCGCGAGUGCCAAAGACUGGCAAGAGGGCUAUGAAGAGUUGGAGGGCGUACCGCAUUCCUUCGCCGUAGAAUUCAGCGAUGGCCGCUACGCAUGGUCCAUGUACACGGAUUCGGCCGAGGACAAGGAGUACCUUGUCGCCGUCCUGAGCCAGAACAUGACAUAAAAACGUUUCCCAGCGCUGAUGCUCCUCAUGGUUUCUUGCGAUAGGUGUCGACUCUAUGAAUUGGGUCCGGGUCAUGUAGGUGGCCCGCACCGGACUUCUGUCCUCUCGCAUUGUUGUAUCCUGGGAUAUUUAUCAUGUACCAUUUCCUGUACAACAGCUCUGUAUACACGAUACCCAUUCUUACCACUCGUAAUGCAUACAUAUACCGUGGCCCUCACUGGGUGUCCUGCCUCCCUCUGUGUGGCCACUGACCACGAGGCA